This is a messenger RNA of Mytilus californianus (California mussel), 1869 nucleotides long. RefSeq lists its product as uncharacterized. The transcript is spliced from 6 exons. The record is from RefSeq and is a predicted model, not a curated record. NCBI's taxonomy places the organism in Eukaryota, Metazoa, Mollusca, Bivalvia, Mytilida, Mytilidae. The coding region runs from base 139 to 1551 and encodes 470 amino acids. Gene Ontology annotation, biological process: mitochondrial protein catabolic process; mitophagy by internal vacuole formation. Gene Ontology annotation, cellular component: mitochondrial outer membrane.
AAAGUUGUUACCUGUCAUAUAAAGUUAAAUGAGUCACAAUCGAUCGAAACUCAAACAUAUACUUCCCGUAUGACGUUGUAAAAAGCCUAUUAUUCUUCUCUAAUGGAUGUGCAAUAAACAGCUAGGUUCAUCUAUAAAAUGACUGAUCCUGACGAUGCACAUAUCUACGAAUGUGUGUCACAUAAGAAAAUGACGAAGAAAGAAAAGAAAGAAAAGAAGAAACACGACGAAUCUCUUAUCCGAGAGUUAAGACAACGAUGUGAUGAAUUGAAAGUUCAGAAUAGUUUAAAGCAAGACAUCCUUGAACAAACAGACAAGAAAAAUUCCAAAUUGUUCGACGAAAAUAAGAAAUUGAAAUAUGAUAUUAAGAUAUUAGAACUAGGCAAAGAUAAAGUCAUGGCAAGAAUAAAAGAAUUGGGUGGUCAGCAAAACCCAGAUAAAAGACACAUCUCAUUGAACGACAGGAGUGAUUUGAUUGGUCAGAAAUGGGAUUAUCUUUAUCAACACGAAUGGACUGCGGCUUAUGAAGAACUGUGUAGUAAGGACAAGAAAGGAAAAUGUCAUAAAGGACCAGAAAGACAUCUGAUGGAAAUAAUUGAGUGGUGUUACCAUAGAUGUUCAGAACUUGCCAGAGAUCAGACAGAGAAAAUACAACCAUUGUUGUCGGACAUCACUCAUCAUCUGUAUUUUCAACCAUCUUCAAAUAACAAAAUCAAAGAUACUAAGGAAUGCGUGUCCAGUACCUUUGAAAACCUGGUCCGUCAUAUACGACGCUUUCAGUAUGACACAGACAUAGUUGAAAACAUAAAACAGAAAUGCACAGACGAAUACAAGUUACUACACAAAGAAGUUUUGAAAACAGAAUUAAAGUUUGUUACAAAUUGCUGUGAGCUCUGCUGGCUGAUGAGAUUGUCCGAUCCUCCACUGGUUAUAGAAUAUAAGAAUUUGGAAGGAACCCCAUUUGAUGCAUCAAAAUUUACCAAAUAUAAUAUGGUUGGCAAUAAAGUCGAUCUAGUAGUAUGGCCUGCGUUACUCGUUCACGAUAAAGGACCUUAUGUGAAAAAAGGCAUUGUCAGAACGUAUUCUGAAGUGGAAGAUAGUAUUUAUGACUUUCCCCUUAAAAUUCCAGCUGUUUUGAUCAACGGAAAAACUCAAAUUUUCAAAAACUCUGAUCACACAGAAGUACCUUCGAUUGACGUGGAAAACAUACAUUCUACGAAGCCAUAUCCAGCAUCAAAAAGAAAGGACUACAUGACAAUGAAAAAUCCAGAAUGGCUAAGCUCAAGUGAUCCCUUUUCUAGAGAAGAAACAUCGACACCUAGCUGGAUACAUGUGAAUCAAAGAAAAAACCCAUUCGAUACACAUGAUAGGCCAAAUACACACCUACCUGACGAACCAAAAAAAGACUUAUUUUCCAAUCUCUCUAGAAGUGUAGAAUAUAACGGGUCAGUUGAUGAGAAUUUUAAUCUUCGAACAAAGUAUCCAAAUAAAAAACAUAAGCUGAAACCUCCAAAGGAUGGACAUUUUGUUUCUUAUCUGAAUACAUUGUGACGUCUCGGUCAGUUCGUUUCCACCAUUUUGAUGUUCAAUUAGAAUGCAUUUGUUUGCUUAUGUAUCUAGUACAUUAGAUGUAACUGCUUAACGAUACUUAGACUAAAUUUUUAAUCGUUAUUCAUUUAUUAUUUUAAAGUGCAAUAAAUGACCCCAUUCCUCACCACUAGAAUAUGAACCUUUAAAUAAACUCAGUUUAUAUGGACGAGAUAUAAAAACGAUUGUGUCUUUUAUCUGGUCUUUAAAUAUUUCUGACAUUAAGAUAUUUACAAAACAGAAACAGUGUCAUUAUCUAAAGUAAAAAGAACAAAAUGCAUA